GUGCUCGUUAGGUAUGGUUAGGUAUGCGUUCAUAACCAAACCUUCGAAAGUUACGUCUUCACGAGAGGAUAAACAGCAGUCGCUGAUGUCAAGAUGAACUUUUUUGGCAGGCAGUGUUUGAGAAUUUUACAGAACGAGAUUAAAAAUCGACAUCUGUCAUGCCAUCGUGGCAGAGAGUAUUGUUUUAAGAGCGCGCUGUCGCUGCGGACCUUGUAUCCUGGAAGCAACCAGAAGCUGUACACUCCGUCCUUCGUACCGGAUCCUAAAGCAAAAUUUAGCGGUUACAUACCGAUAGACAAAAUAAAAAUAACGUACAGCGCGAGCAGCGGUCCAGGAGGACAAAACGUCAAUUGUGUAAAUACCAAAGUUGACGUGCGGUUCCAAGUGAGCGGUGCUGCUUGGCUGUCGGAGGAAAUUAGGACAAAACUGACGGAACAAUAUAAAAACAAAAUAAACAAAGACGGGUACUUGAUAAUCAAGUCGGAUCUAACGCGGUCCCAACAUUUGAACUUGGCUGACGCUCUGGAAAAGCUAAGAGCAAUGAUAAGAGCCGUUCUAGAGGAACCAGCUGAACCAUCGCCAGAAGGAAAGGAAAGACGGCGAAAGAACCUACUGAGAGCCGCUAGAGAGAGGCUACACGAGAAGAGAGCCCACUCGCUGCUUAAGCGGAGUAGACAAGUGCCAAUGUCUGAUUAAACUUAUUAAUCUUUAAUUAUUUAAUCAAUUAAUUAAAUUACUUCCAAGUACUGUACAGUGAACAUAGACAAACUAAAAAUUAUGAAAUAAAAAAUGUUUGAACCUA
Messenger RNA from Ooceraea biroi (clonal raider ant), 802 nucleotides. RefSeq names its product peptidyl-tRNA hydrolase ICT1, mitochondrial. Gene Ontology annotation, molecular function: translation release factor activity, codon nonspecific; peptidyl-tRNA hydrolase activity. Gene Ontology annotation, cellular component: mitochondrial large ribosomal subunit. Gene Ontology annotation, biological process: mitochondrial translational termination. The record is from RefSeq and is a predicted model, not a curated record. Lineage: Eukaryota; Metazoa; Arthropoda; Insecta; Hymenoptera; Formicidae.